CUUGGUCUACUCUCCGCUGGCCAUGGCAGCUCACCAGCGCUUCACUGCUCACCAUGACAGCUCCCGAAAAUCAAAAACGGCCACCACCCCCUGCGAAAGCUCUCUCGGAUCAUCUCCUGAAGACCGCCGAUUUUCUUGACACUUUCGCCGCACAGCUGGUCGGGAAAUCCACUAAGGCUUUCAAAGGAGAGAGAGAAGCCAUAAUUCAAGACAUGCGAAAAAGAGGUCAAGAUUUGUCGGGGGACGGGCAUCCUGAGGAGAGUGAUUACCCUCCAGCACCGUCAGAGGACGACGAAGCUGAAGAGACUGGGGGCAGUAUGUCAGAUGUCGAAGACAACGGUGCAGCUGACGAAGCAGUGUCUGACACUAUGGACGAGGAUGAAGAGCAUGAGGAAGACGACGAUGAGCACGAUGACCAAUAACCGCCAGGAGAACGGAAGGAAUUAUAUAUAUAUGGAAUUGGAUUUGUGAUGUAUCGUAUGAACUGGGCUCUGGAAGCGCCGUCUCUAAUCGUGACAGAAGUCCACCCCCUGUCAUCCAAUUAUUCCAUGGUGAACAGAUUGAUACGGCUGGAGGACCGCACAGAUCUCAGACCGCCUCCUUGUUGCUGCUGACCUGAUGGUAGUCCAUCCAUUUCCACCGUGCCUGCACUUCGUGUAUGCGAUGUGUCACCCUUUGGCGCAGGACGAUUUCCCGUCCAGACAUUACCAUUCACGUCAUGGAACACCUCCUCCUCUUCUCCACCUUUCCCCGUCGAUUCAGGCUUGCGUCCGAAGCUUUGAAAAGCAGAUCCGGAACGAAGACUACUCGCGAUAGGGCGUUGGGGACCGAAGCCCCCUGAUGCAUGACUGGCUUUUGAGGCAUUCCGUAGUUCCUUUCGGCGAUUUUCGAAAGCUGAAGGGGAUAGGCCGAAAGUUCGUUGGGUGCCAGAGUUGGUCCGCGCUGCGCCCUCUCCUGAGCCGGCAGGAGUAUGAAGUAGCCGUUCUCUUGAUGGUGACGCAUGCCGUCGCCUUCCACCGGUUCGCCCCCAUUUCCAUCGCGUCCUCGUAAACAGUGGCUUCAACCAUUUGUUAUCGAAGCUCAUGAACCAAUGAGUCAUAUCAUCAUCCCAAAUAGUAUUACCCCUGCCCCGUGAAUCCUCUUCAACAUCGAUCCGCACCCCUCGAUGGGAGUCGCUCUGCACAAGAUCUUCCAGUGAUCCUACACUGACGUUGUCCAAACUUUCGUUGGACGCAUGGCUGUCCCCGUGGUCCCGAUGUAUGGAUCCUGGUAAAUCGUCAUCCCAAUCAUCCCCCUCUCCGUCGCUUGAAUCUGUGUCUGGAUCUUCAUCGUCAUCCUCAAUGUAGUCAUCCCCUGUAGCCAAUCCGCUUGAAUUGACUCCUUUCUUUCCUACACCUGUUCUAAUCCGCAGCCUAGAUAGUGCCAUGUUCGUGGUGCCACCUAGUAAGAUGACGGUGAUGAUGCAUAUAAUCAAAGUUGUUGUCUGAAUCACUCUCGCUGUUCUCAUGGUCUCUUCAGUGUCACCGCUAACUUCAAAAGAGAGCGCAAAUGCGAUGGCACCACGUAAUCCCGCCCACCACAACAUUAACUGAUGAUUUCGAGGGAUUUCUUCCCUCGGAGUUCCCGGGCGAAGUCGUGCGCUGACGAAAUUGAUCAGUCGGGCGAGAGGAAUGACCGACAUGUAUCUGGCUACCAUACAGAUAAUCUAUGAAGUCACAGUGAACCUUCCACUUCUCAAAGACGUAACAAAAUUCGCAUGCACAUACCAAAGUGAAGAAUAUUAGACCUGGCCGAUAAACCUCAUCUUUGAGAUUGGUGAAUACGGUAACUCCCAAAUAGAUGAAGACAAAGUUUUCGCUGAGUUGAGAUAAAACU
Molecule: messenger RNA, 1875 nt
Organism: Spizellomyces punctatus DAOM BR117
Lineage: Eukaryota; Fungi; Chytridiomycota; Chytridiomycetes; Spizellomycetales; Spizellomycetaceae
Exons: 3
Coding region: 54-422 (122 amino acids)
Source: RefSeq, a predicted model, not a curated record